Molecule: messenger RNA, 686 nt
Organism: Carassius auratus (goldfish)
Lineage: Eukaryota; Metazoa; Chordata; Actinopteri; Cypriniformes; Cyprinidae
Product: homeobox protein vex1-like
Exons: 4
Coding region: 1-585 (194 amino acids)
Biological process (GO): regulation of DNA-templated transcription
Molecular function (GO): DNA binding; DNA-binding transcription factor activity, RNA polymerase II-specific
Source: RefSeq, a predicted model, not a curated record
AUGACUCUUCUCAGGAAACAUCAUGUUCAAGAAGUUCUCCGUGGAGUGGUUGUCCAGAGCUUCCAUGCUCAAGAUCUGGAGCAGGAGAAACGAGUCACAGUAAGCGCUCGUGAUGAUUUCAGUGAUGCUCGUCGCGCGUCUUCAGAAACGCUUGGAGAAGGAGAAACCAAGGCCCUGUCUUCUACAAACAGCUGUGGCUACUCCUCGGCCUCUGAGAGCGAUGAGAGCGAAGGGGAGUCCGCGUCACAGCGGCGCGUCAGAACCAAGUUCAGCUCGGAGCAGAUCUCGCGUCUGGAGAAGAGCUUCAGCAAACACAAGUACCUCGGAGCGACCCAGAGACGCAGGAUAGCGGAGAAACUGCAGCUGUCUGAAACACAGGUGAAAACGUGGUUCCAGAACAGACGAAUGAAGCUGAAGCGGGAAGUUCAGGAGGCGCGCGCAGCCGAGUUUUUUGUUGUGCUUCCGCCUAUGACGUCAUUUCAGCACCACACCGCUAGCGGACAGCACUCGCGCCUCUAUUUCCCGCAACAAAUUCCCACGCGACAAUUCCCGCCACCGAUGCUGUUCCCCUCCUGCUACUUUUAAACCACCUUUUUUAAUGAUUGGAUAUAAUCUAUAAUCUUGACGUAAUAUAAAAAUUUAUAAAAAUCCCCUAAAUCACGGUUUUUAAUAAGCAAAAUAUAAAU